Messenger RNA from Arabidopsis thaliana (thale cress), 2033 nucleotides. RefSeq names its product RNA-binding protein 47C (gene RBP47C). The record is from RefSeq and is marked reviewed. Gene Ontology annotation, cellular component: nucleus. The transcript has 5 exons. Lineage: Eukaryota; Viridiplantae; Streptophyta; Magnoliopsida; Brassicales; Brassicaceae. The coding region runs from base 329 to 1261 and encodes 310 amino acids. Gene Ontology annotation, molecular function: mRNA binding; RNA binding; nucleic acid binding.
CAAACAAUCAUCAAAAACCUACGGUCAAGAUCUAACUCUCUCCGUACAAUCCAACGGUUUUCACUAAACUAGGUCAGAACUAAACCGUAUCUUUAAAACCUAGCAGAACACACACAGAAACCCAUAAACCCGACCCGUAUUUGCCAGUUACCACAAUAACCGGAUUAAAACCCCUAAUUUCGACCUAAACUUUGCCAUUAAUAGAUAUCUCAAACACAACUCUCAAAACUUGCCCUGUUUGGUCCGAAACCGAAACUAACCCUAAUCUCACAUCACAUCACAUAGCAAUCACUUCACAUCACAAAACACCUCAUAGCCGCAAAAUUUAAUGGCAGACGUCAAGAUUCAAUCCGAAUCCGAAUCCUCGGAUUCUCAUCCAGUGGUCGACAAUCAACCACCUCCUCCGCCUCCGCCGCCGCAACAGCCGGCGAAAGAAGAGGAGAAUCAACCAAAAACAUCUCCGACUCCGCCGCCACACUGGAUGCGGUAUCCACCAACGGUGAUAAUCCCUCAUCAGAUGAUGUACGCGCCGCCGCCGUUCCCACCUUAUCAUCAGUAUCCGAAUCACCACCACCUUCACCAUCAAUCUCGUGGUAAUAAGCAUCAAAACGCUUUUAAUGGUGAGAAUAAAACCAUAUGGGUUGGUGAUUUGCAUCACUGGAUGGAUGAGGCUUAUCUUAAUUCUUCUUUUGCUUCCGGCGACGAGAGAGAGAUUGUUUCGGUGAAGGUGAUUCGUAAUAAGAACAAUGGUUUAUCAGAAGGAUAUGGAUUUGUGGAGUUUGAGUCCCAUGAUGUAGCUGAUAAGGUUUUGCGGGAGUUUAACGGGACGACUAUGCCAAAUACUGACCAACCUUUUCGUUUGAACUGGGCUAGUUUUAGCACCGGUGAGAAGCGGUUAGAGAACAAUGGACCUGAUCUCUCUAUUUUCGUGGGGGAUUUGUCACCAGAUGUUUCGGAUAAUUUGUUGCACGAGACCUUCUCUGAGAAGUAUCCGUCGGUUAAAGCUGCGAAAGUUGUCCUUGAUGCUAAUACUGGUAGGUCAAAGGGGUAUGGGUUUGUGAGGUUUGGUGAUGAGAAUGAAAGGACCAAAGCAAUGACUGAGAUGAAUGGUGUUAAAUGUUCUAGUAGAGCUAUGCGCAUCGGUCCUGCUACCCCGAGGAAGACUAAUGGUUAUCAACAACAAGGUGGAUACAUGCCGAAUGGUACCUUGACGCGUCCUGAAGGGGACAUAAUGAACACAACAGUAAUUGUUUUUCCGUAGUAUCUUCUUGUUUUCAACCUUUCAUGUGAAUGUGACAAGAGAAGGUUAAUCUUCUUUUGUUUUUGUUUUCCCCUUUAAUCUGUUUUAUAACAUAGAUAUUUGUUGGAGGGCUUGACUCUAGUGUCACUGAUGAAGACUUAAAGCAACCUUUCAAUGAAUUCGGGGAAAUAGUCUCUGUCAAGAUUCCUGUUGGUAAAGGAUGCGGAUUUGUUCAGUUUGUUAACAGACCAAAUGCAGAGGAGGCUUUGGAGAAACUAAAUGGGACUGUAAUUGGAAAACAAACAGUUCGGCUUUCUUGGGGACGUAAUCCCGCCAAUAAGCAGCCUAGAGAUAAGUAUGGAAACCAAUGGGUUGAUCCGUACUAUGGAGGACAGUUUUACAAUGGGUAUGGAUACAUGGUACCUCAACCUGACCCGAGAAUGUAUCCCGCUGCACCUUACUAUCCAAUGUACGGUGGUCAUCAGCAACAAGUUAGCUGAGGAAACUAAAAGCUUAAUCUGAGCAUCUAUCUAUAGGACAACAAAAACUCACUCAGGUUAGGUGAUGUUAGGAAGAACAAGGCAAAAAUUGUUGGCUUCUUGUCUCUCCUUGAGUUUAGGGUUUAUCAUCUAGUGGACAUCGAAUUUUUGGUGGAAACCAUACAGUAAUUUAGGGGACUUGGAUUUGAUUGAUUAAUUUUAUUUGUUUCUUCUGAUACUUUUGACUAUGGAAGUUAUUGAUCAAGAAGAAGUGAGUUGCACCAAUUGAUUAUAUCUAUUUUUUGUUAUUAGUC